CAGGGACUAUCCGGGAACAAAAAAUAAAAACUUGGGGACUAUUCAGAUAGUUUUAAAAAGUUGGGGAAUAUAGGUGAAAAAAGGCGAAACCACAGGGACUAUCCGGGCAUUUUUCUCUAUUAAACUACACAUUGUUCCUUCACACACUUCCGUCGUGUUCUACCGCCGGAGACCUUUCCACUCGCCGGAAACUUCUCAUCACCGCCGUACGACAUUCUGAAUACCAUAUCUAACAACUGCAGGGAUUGUGUUGAGAUGGGGGAUUUACGAAACAAGUCAACAAAAGAAAAAACUGCGAACAAGUCGAAACAAAGUUCAGAAGAUGUGAAUGAAGAGAAGAAAACCGAAAAGCGGAAUUCAGAUGUUGGUGGUGGUAGGAAAAGGAAGAGAUAUGACGCGUAUAAGGCUUUGUUCAAAUCUCAACGAAUAAGAACUGAAUCAGUUACAGUAUGUUCCACAAGGGCCGAGGUUGUUCACGACGAUAUAGUUGAGCAGAUACUGAUACGGUUAGACGUGAAUAAUCUGAUCCGUUGCAAAAGAGUGUGCAAGUCAUGGCACUCAUUAAUCACAAGUCCAGGUUUCGUUAACCGUCAUCUGAACCGUAGUUACAACAAAGAUCGCUACGAUGAGAUCGGACACAGAAGAAUAAGUUCGACAGAUCAUCAUCUUAUCGGUUCUUCAACUGGCUUGGUAGUUGUAUGCAACUCUCCUUGUAUUUAUUCGAAAUUUUUAGUAGGCAAUCCGUUGACCAGAGAGGUAACACGGCUCAGACCUCCCCCUUGUAUCCCUUCACCGUUAUUAUGUUGGGGUUUUGGUCACGAUUCAGCCAAUGAUGAUUACGCGGUCCUCGUUGGGGCCCGCGCUGGCGAAAACGAAAACGAAAACGAAAACGAGAAUGAGAAUCCGACAAGUUUUCAAGUUCAACUGCAAGUGUUGAGGUUGAGUACAAACGUUUGGAAAGUUGUUGGAGAAGUGAAGUAUACAUUUAUUACUAACGCGGGUAUUUUAUGCAAUGGCGCGCUUCACUGGAUCGUAGAAGAUCAAAGCCGGAAGAUAUUGAUUAUUUCUUAUGAUAUAUCUCAAGAGGUGUUUAAAGAAGUCGGUCAACCUGAUGAUCCAAGAUAUGAAUGUGGUUCUAGUAGCCGCCUCGGGAUUGUUAAAGGAUGUCUAUGCGUGUACGCAGGAGACGAGAAUUCUUUUAUAUGGUUGAUGAAGGAGUAUAAUGUAAAAGAGUCGUGGGAACGGCUACCACGUGGUCGUGAGAUGAAGUAUGACAUUGUUCACUACUUGAGAUCACCGAAGCGGGAGAGUUUAUAUCGUAUUGAGGAAUCGUGUUUUUCUGGUACUUCGGAAUAUAUAUGUGUCCCUAUGAAACAUAUUGAUGACCCUGUAUUUAUGCAGAGUCUUGUAUCUCCAUAUGUUAAUCGGAAGCGAGAGGAAAAAACGGAGGCAACUAGGCAAGUAAUAGCAAUGGGUUUAGAAACUUCCUUGCCUUCGAGUUCGGUUUAUUAUUAUUCAUCAAUUCUGUUGAAUUUACACUAUGCGUUUAAUCGAGGAGGUCCUUCUGGUCAUGAUCCAAGUGCCUGAGUUUGAUGCUAGCGUUAACGGGGAACGUCGAGGACCAAGUGACACGUUUUGAUGCUAUGAAGAUAUAUGUUGUUAAGAUACUUCUAAUGAAAAAGCGUCUCAUAUAGCUAGAGUCGUAAUGUACACAGUCGUUACCUCUGCGUAAAUCAGGUGGACACAGACUAAGAGAGAGUUUUGGUUGUGCGGCUGGUGGUUAUCAGUGUGAUGCCAUUCCGUCUUGUUCAUUUCGAUGUUAUAACAAUAAAAACGUGAGGCUGCGAAGGUGAUCAGUCUUAGAAGAGAAGAAAGAGAGCAGUGAGGUGGUGUGGGCAAUUGUCGAUAUCAUGAUGGACAAACAACCUCGAGCUUCAUGCAUCGAUCUUAUUUAGACUUAUGAACCUAAACGAGCUUGUUGUUUACGUGGAUGUGAUUUUGUUUAUAUAGUAUAAUAAUGUAAAGUUACAUAAAAUUUUUUGGUAUUAUAUAUAUAAUCAUUAUGAUUAAAAACUAAAUAA
Messenger RNA from Helianthus annuus (common sunflower), 2081 nucleotides. Its product is annotated as F-box protein CPR1. The transcript has 4 exons. NCBI's taxonomy places the organism in Eukaryota, Viridiplantae, Streptophyta, Magnoliopsida, Asterales, Asteraceae. Bases 256 to 1587 code for a protein of 443 amino acids. Gene Ontology annotation, molecular function: protein binding. The record is from RefSeq and is a predicted model, not a curated record.